This is a messenger RNA of Saimiri boliviensis boliviensis (Bolivian squirrel monkey), 4960 nucleotides long. It is a transcript of the gene RNF144B, whose product is annotated as ring finger protein 144B. Lineage: Eukaryota; Metazoa; Chordata; Mammalia; Primates; Cebidae. The record is from RefSeq and is a predicted model, not a curated record. Gene Ontology annotation, biological process: protein ubiquitination. Gene Ontology annotation, molecular function: zinc ion binding; ubiquitin-protein transferase activity.
GAGCUGUGCCCCACGCUCGCGCUGCAGCGUCCCCGGGCAUUGCAGCUGCCAGUCAAGGCCAGGAGGCGGUCGGGGCCUCCUCCUCCUCCCGACCCGUAGGUCUGGGAGCGCGAGUCCUGUUUCAAUCUUGCAAAGUGUAAAGCUGUCAGCCGCGGAGCACGGAGGAAAGACGGAGAGAAUGAAAGAGCUCCUCCUGCCCUGUGUGCCAGCAACCCGGACUGGCGGUGAGCGCGCGGGAGGCUACUGAGAAGCCCGGCGCGGAGGAACGCAGGUCUCCUGCAGGGGAUUGAGGAGACUGAAGAAAGUUGAAGACAGGCUGAUGGGCUCAGCUGGUAGGCUCCACUAUCUCACCAUGACGGCUGAAAAUUCCACUGCUGGAGACCUGGCUCUGGCCCCGCUCAUCACUUGCAAACUCUGUCUGUGUGAGCAGUCUCUGGACAAGAUGACCACACUCCAGGAAUGCCAGUGCAUCUUUUGUACAGCUUGCCUGAAACAAUACAUGCAGCUGGCAAUCCGAGAGGGAUGUGGGUCUCCCAUCACUUGCCCUGACAUGGUGUGCCUAAACCACGGGACCCUGCAGGAAGCUGAGAUUGCCUGUUUGGUUCCGGUGGACCAGUUUCAGCUUUAUCAGCGCUUAAAAUUUGAAAGAGAAGUUCAUCUGGACCCCUACCGAACAUGGUGUCCUGUUGCAGACUGUCAGACAGUGUGCCCCGUUGCAUCGAGUGAUCCAGGACAGCCUGUGCUGGUGGAAUGCCCUUCUUGCCACCUGAAAUUCUGCUCGUGUUGCAAGGAUGCUUGGCAUGCAGAGGUCUCCUGUAGAGACAGUCAGCCUGUUGUCCUGCCAACAGAGCACGGAGCCCUCUUUGGGACAGAUGCAGAAGCCCCCAUUAAGCAAUGCCCAGUUUGCCGGGUUUAUAUCGAACGCAAUGAAGGCUGCGCUCAGAUGAUGUGCAAAAACUGCAAGCACACGUUUUGCUGGUACUGUCUCCAGAACUUGGAUAAUGACAUUUUCCUCAGACAUUAUGACAAAGGGCCAUGCAGAAAUAAACUAGGCCACUCGAGAGCAUCAGUGAUGUGGAACCGAACACAGGUGGUAGGGAUUCUCGUAGGCUUGGGCAUCAUUGCCUUGGUGACUUCACCUUUGCUACUCCUGGCCUCCCCAUGUAUAAUCUGUUGUGUCUGCAAGUCCUGUCGGGGCAAGAAGAAAAAGCACGACCCAUCCACAACCUAAAGAUUUCCGUGUUCACACGUCCGAGAUGUGUGAAUUACAUGAGAUGGCGCAGUGAUAAAGCCCCACUUAGUGACUUUGCCUCUUCCUCCUUGCCAACUUUGAAAGUGCCUCUGUUGACCUUGUCUGCCAGCCUUCAGCAUCGGGAAAGGCCGAAUCCUGGGUGUGCGUGUUCCUGUGUAAUGAGAACUGGGCUUGACAGUCCAGCUGUGUCUAUGGAGCAUGUCGGGAGCUUUGGGGUUGCUUGGGAUGGAAUGAACAUAUCAUUUUGUCAUCCAAAGGAUCUCACUGGACUAUUCAACUUCCAACCAAAUUCAAGGAGCUUGAGUAAACAUUUGAUGUAACCAGUGUGUUGUCGUAGUUGGCAACAUGCAAGAUAACUGAGAAGCCAGAGCCUGUUGUGUGUUGAUUAGACUACCACGAGAAACACAGGAGAAACCUGAUAAGGAGGAGAAGGAUAAGACUGCGUAAGGAGAAAUCCUCGUAGGAGCCAUAAAACAGGCUGCCGAUCUGAGCAGUUGACAUGGUGGCUGUGCCUCUGCUGGCUACUGGGUGUGCUGUCCCCAGUGUUCCCACUAUGAUUUGGCAGAAACACAAUAGGUUUCUCCUGUGUGAUCUCAGCUUCAAGAAGGAGGAAACUGCUGUGCAGAGGGAGUUGUCCUUUUUCAGUAAAAGAGUUGCAGCCUGUUAAACAAUAUGGUCUAAUUUAGUGUUUCUCCCUUGGCAAAUGUAAGUUUUCCGAGUUGGCCAGCUUGUCUCUUACAGCCGGUAGCUGUGGUCUACAAAAUAGUUUCAUACAAAAUACUGGUAGAGUGAUAGUUUCAAAACUUUGUCAUAGGUAACCGGGACCUUUCUAGGGGUCUGUGUUCACACCUCCAGUAGAUUUGGAAUCGGGUCUAAGAGUACACAUGGAUGGUAAAUAUUAAAGUGUGUAUCAUUUACAUCUAGAAUCCAUGUGACUUGGAGCAUGCCUGUAAUUUCUAUCCAUUGAGCAUGCAUGGAUAUACCCAAUAGCACACACAAAAUAAAUGUUUACUUAAAAGCCAUUCUAUCCUUCUGUGGCUGAAAUGGUUUAUUGCAAAUCUGCCUAAAGAUUUUUUGCAUAUUAUAUAUGUGAAUUUUGGUUGUAAGUUCAUAACUUACCCAAGGGCAUAGACUCCUAACUCUCUUAAAACAGUGCUUAGUACAAUAUCUUGCCAUCUCUGUUUGUAAAAACACUAAUGGAUAAGUGAGUCAUUUAUGUUUUCAAACACAGAGCAGCUUGUUUCUCAGCAUAAUUUAUUGCUCUUUCAGCAUCUGUUAGGGCAGUCUGAAUACUUUCUAUGUUAUAAGGCACUGAUAAAACAACAAAAACAUGUAAGAAAUAAAAAACAGAAAUGCUUUAUAUAUUUUAGUUUAAAUUUAUCACCUCAUUGUUACUUUUUUUCCAUUAUACCAUGAGUCAGAUUUGAAAAUAAGGUUUUGAAAGAAUAAAACCUUUUCUCCAAUGACAGGAUUAUUUAACUGCUAUUGGCAAUGCAGCCUGGUGCUUUAUGAGACCUAUGCUAAAUGUUACUGGAGAGUUCUUGAAGCCAGGGAUGCCAUAUCAGGAACUAUUCAGGAUCUAUGGUAUUUUCUGAGGUAACUGGGUAAUAGAAUAUCAAAUUGCUGCUAUCUCUGACCUAUUAUUAAAGGAUGAUGCUUUGCCUAUGUAAUAGGAUGUAUCCUAAGUGGGGAUGCGUAUAUUUAAGGAACUUUAAUUCACAUGUAUAUAUUGAUAUCUGAUGUAUGUGUAGUACAUCUAUUGGUCAUGUACGUUUUAAUUUACGUGUUAUGUAGAAUAUAGAUGAGAACUUUGGGCAAACUUGGGAAGGGCAGCCAACCAAAAUCAUUUUUAAUCAUUUAUUAGAAAUUUCUCAAUAUUGUCUUUGUUUUCUUUUGAAACUCUAAAUACUUCAGAAAAAAACUCUAUUCUGUCAGUGUAAUUCAUAUUAAUAUAAUUACAGAUUUACAUAUAUUUGAAUAGUUAAUUUGCUUUGUUUUACACAGAGCCUACUGCCUCAUUAUAGGUAAAAGGCAUUUGUAACUGCUCAGGGAAUUACAGGAACUCAGCUGCAACUGAAUUUUUGUAACAAGCAUGUUAAUAGUGGCAAUAUCCUCUGUUAGUAAACUCUUUAAGCUUGGUGCCAUGAAGAGUCUUUAAACAGGGGCUGAUUCUGAGUAACCUAAAAUACUUUGUUAUCAGGAUGAAAGAAAAUAUAUAUGCUAUUUCCUUGGCAAAUUGAAGGAAUUUGCUGCCUUACAGAGAUAGUAUCACUGAAUUAGCUGCUUACUUUUUGGACAGGGCUAGGGAAUGGGGGUUGUUUGUCAAACUGUUUUUCAAGAACUGAUUUGAUUUUUUUUUUUUUUAAUGUUGAGAAGUGCCUGAAAAAUGGUAAAUUCUUUUGAAAUGUGUGUGAGAUUGUCAGAAUCAACAAAACCAGGCUGGUUAAACAUAUCUGGUGCCCUAGAGACUGUUUACAAAGGAGAGAGCUGGCAACGGGUUUUUUUUUCUUUUUUUGGACAAGGUUUCUCUUUGUCACCCAGGCUGGAGUGCAGUGGCGUGAUCCUGGUUCACUGCAACCUCUGCCUCCUGGGCUCAAGUGAUCCUCCCACCUCAGCUUCUUGAGUAGCUGGGACUACAGGCACACACCACUAUGCCUGGCUAAUUUUUGUAUUUUUUGUAGAGAUGGGCUUUCCUUGGAUUGCCCAGGCAUGUGUCAAUCUCCUGGGGUCAAGCGAUCCACCCACCUUGGCCUCCCAAAGUGUUGGGAUUGCAGGCAUGUGUGUCACCGUGCCUGAGAGCUGACAGUUUUAACCAACAACUUUGAUAACAGAGACUGAUAUUCUUGUUUUAGUUAAUUGGCCGGUGGCAGAGUUUACCCAUGCCUCCUCUCUCAGUCUGCCAGCUUUGUUCUUUCCUAGUGAUUCUCUUUCUGUAUUAAGAGGAAGUAUGAGGUCUCCAUAUGGAUGUUUGGAUGCUAUGGCAAGAAUCUUUUUGUGUUUAGAGUAUAGAAAUAAAAAAUCCAUCACCAAACUGUAAUCUGGAUAUAACAGCCCAGCAUCCAGAAAUCCUAUGGGAUGUUUUAUCACAACAUCUUGCCAUUGUCCCAUCUAGGAAAUUUUCUCUUGUUUUGAGGUAGGGAAGUGAGGAGAAAAGCCAUGUAGAAGCAAAUGUUAGAAUCUUAGGCGUCCUAUUUGUUCAUGCCGUGGGUAUUUGCUUUGGACCUGGAGUCUGUACUUUGAAAGAGGACUUUGAACAAUAAUUCAGUGUGAAUUUUCUUGUAGCCUGCUUCAUGAAAAUAUUAUCCGGGUUUGCAAGUGUACAUGUUUCUUUGAGUGUAAAUCACUGUUUCUUGGAACCCUAUGUUUUUUCUUAAAAAAUUAUUCUGAAUCUAAAUAUGUAUUACUUUAGCCUUCCUUACACAAUACUUAUAAAAGACUUUUCUUUCUGUUCAUGAGUGGAUGCCUGUAUGUGAUAGUUGUGUGUAUGUGUAUAGCUUUAAGGACAAUUUCAGAAAUGCAUUAGAUGAAUGACAUUUUAUAAAGCGAUCACAAUUGAUUUUUACAGGCUAUUAUGUUUCAUGUUGAUUCAUGAUCCAAGAAGUUUUAUGUAUUUAAAAAAUUGCUAUUGUGUUCUAUUUUUCCAAUGUUGGGGGAAGAAAAUAGCUGUUUUAGUGUCUCUAGCCACAAUAAAUGUGAGCAGGAAAUCAA